GGAGGAAUGGACCUCAAUGCUGGCACAGGGCUCACCAUACUCCACACACAGUCUGCUCUCUAACAUCUUGCUGCCACCACUUGGCCUUUGCCACUGAAAGCAACCAUUCCUUCUGCCUCAAUGUAGAACUGGUGAUGUCCAUAUUCACACACACAUACAUACACACACAUAGUUCUGACUUUGGAGAGCUGUGAGGAGGAACCCAGGAAAUGCAGUGGAGUUGCUGGCCCUCUCCUGUUCUUGCAUGUGUCUGUAUGAGGAAAGAUACUUGUCUGAAACAUGCAUACCCUUCUUUCUAUGUGUGAGAGAGAAAGGCAAGGCAUGAGCAUGCUCAGUUAUGCAAAAAGCACUCAGCCAAAUCAGAGAAGCAUGCUUAUUUUGUGCCUCCGCCUUGGCUUCCGGGACAGAGAUCUCUAGAUGUCUUCUGUGCUUGAAAGAACUGGCAUUUUGGAACCAAUAAAUGAGGGCCUAUUGUCUAGAAUCUCCGAUCUCUUACUGUGCAGAUGGACUUGCCGGAAUUGUUGUCAGAAGUGUUACGAUUGGAGUUGUUGCCAGUCCAAUGAAGAUGAAGUGGAAAUCCUGGGGCCUUUCCCAGCACAGGCGCCUCCCUGGUUAAUAAGCAACAGAAAUGAGGACAAAGAUGGUGACUCUGACAACAUGACAGCAAGUGAGCCUCCUCCAACUCCUCAGGAUGUUUCACUAAGUAGAAGACGAUCCUCUACAGAUACAUCUCGAUCCACUUACAGCCUGACAAGACGAAUCUCAAGUCUUGAGCUGAGGCUACCAAGUUCUCCUCUUGUUGACCUCAAACCUAUUGAGUUUGGCAUUAUAGGAGCCAAAAAGGAAAUUGUUCAGCCAAGCAUCCUUAGGAAAACACAUACUCCUGAUGACUAUUUUAGGAAAUUUGAACCACGAUUGUAUUCCCUUGACUCAAAUAGUGACGACAUGGACUCCUUGACAGAUGAGGAGAUCUUGAUGAAGUACCAGCUGGGUAUGCUGCACUUUAGCACGCAGUAUGACCUCUUACACAAUUGCCUCACAGUCAGGGUAAUUGAGGCAAAGGACCUGCCUCCCCCAAUCUCCUAUGAUGGUUCAAGACAGGACAUGGCACAUUCAAAUCCAUAUGUCAAAAUUUGUCUGUUGCCAGACCAGAAAAACUCCAAGCAGACUGGGGUGAAGCGGAAAACCCAAAACCCAGUGUUCGAGGAGAGGUACACCUUUGACAUCCUGUUUUUAGAAGCCCAGAGGAGGACUUUGCUCUUGACCAUAGUAGAUUUUGACAAGUUUUCACGCCACUGCGUCAUUGGGAAAGUAUCCAUGCCCUUGAGCGAUGUGGAUCUUGUCAAAGGUGGGCAUUGGUGGAAGGCUCUGGUCCCUAGUUCUCAGAAUGAAGUUGAGCUGGGAGAACUCCUGCUGUCAUUGAAUUACCUUCCUAGUGCAGGAAGACUGAAUGUAGACAUCAUUAGAGCAAAACAGCUGCUUCAGACAGAUAUGAGUCAAGGUUCAGAUCCUUUUGUAAAAAUCCAGCUUGUUCAUGGGUUAAAACUGGCAAAAACCAAGAAGACCUCUUGCAAGAAGGCCACAAUUGAUCCAUUCUACAAUGAGUCCUUCAGCUUCAAGGUGCCACAGGAAGAACUUGAAAAUACCAGCCUGGUCUUCACAGUUUAUGGCCACAACAUGAAAAGCAGCAACGACUUCAUUGGAAGAAUCGUGAUCGGCCAGUACUCAACGGGCUCUCCAGAAUCCAAACACUGGAGAAGGAUGCUCGGCUCCCAUCGCACUGCUGUGGAGCAAUGGCACAGUCUCCGGUCACGGGCUGAAUGUGACCGUGUCUCUCCAGCUUCCCUGGAGGUGACAUGAGGAUGACAGUGACAACACUGCCAACAUGCUCCUGAGCAGAUAUAUAUACAACUACACUUGUAUAUGAUCACUAUGGAAUAGACAGCAACUGUUGUGACUACUGGUAACAAAACAGUUGCAUUAGCCUCUGUGCCUCAACUGUCCUUCACUCAUUUUUAUUUGUUUCACGCUCAUGGACCAUUCAUCACAUGUGGCUUCCUACUACUCAUGUCAGCCACUGCAUUCACAUUUGUGUAGCCAACUGUUUGGAACUGUUCCAAAGGUAAUUCAUUUUAAAAUUCAUUUUAAGAAUUUCUUUGCUGCCUGUUAUGUUAUUGUCUAGUGCAGAUCACAGACUAAAAAUGCCGAGUUACCUGGAAGCUUUUCAUUUGCCUUUUCUAAACUUUUAACUCUACAACUCUAUGAGCCAAUGUAUUGGAAGAUGUCUGUUCCCGUGCAUUCUUGUUGAUGAAUGUUCAGUAAAUAGGAUAGAAUGUAGGACAUUAUUUUAGCAGUAGAAUAUAUGGUACUAUCAGUCAUGUCUCAAUUCAGUCCUUUGUCCAUGUACAAGCUUAACGUAUAUACUAUGUGUUUAUGUCUCUGGAAUUGAGUGUGCAGAUGGAAAGCAACCAUCUCUCUUCUCUUCAUCUUGUGUGUUAACAUUUUAUUACAUGAAUCCAACCUUAUAGUACUGAAGACCCUCUUGGCCACUGCUGUUAAAAGUAUCAUUCUGCAACUAGCCUACACUUAUGUAAGCCUGUUAAAGUCAAAAUUUGAGGUGGGAGGUUCUGGAUUACAGCCUGGCUCUGGAAUGCCAUAGAUCAGUGGUGGUGACACUCAGAGUCCUCUCUGUGGGCACACACACCAUCACCCCAGCAGAGUUUGCCAGAGUUCAUUACUAGAAAUCCAGAGGGACGUGGCACUUUGCGAUAAAUAAGUGGGUUUUGGAGUGCAGUUUGGGCACUCGGCCUCUAAAAUGUUCACCGUCACUGCCAUAGAUCCACAGCAGCUUGAUGUACAUGAGCUGUGUCAUUUGCUUCCACCUCAGCAAAUGUGAGGUGAAUGGGGUAUGUCCCUCUCCACUUAGUGGUGGAGGACAUCCAUGUACAGCAGGAGGUGCAGAGGGAGACCUCUGGCCCUCACAGUAUUCUGAUUUCAACUCCAUAAAUUGCCAGCCAGUAUGGGCAAAUGAUACUGGACUGUGGGGAAUGAAGUCAAUAACAUCUAGAGGGCCAAAGGUUUCCCAUCCCUAAUGUAUGAAUUGGAGCUCCUGUUCCGACAGCACACCAUUUGAAUGGGACAUUUAGAGACCAUGACCAAACUGGAAACUGAAAGAAUCUGAGACUUUGAGGGGGCCAUUUGUGUAUUGUGUUAAAUAAUCUUUUUUGGAGCCUUUGGGGGGCAGCAUUCACCCAGAGGCUGAUGCCAACUAAUUUCAGUUAUUUGUGAUAUUAGCAUGAUGACUCUUUCCCUCCUCUUUGGACUAUCAUGUGUUGAACUGUUCUUGUGUGUGAAUCAGCAAAUGAUCUGCUUUUUUGUCUUACCAUAUUAAACAAAAAUGCAAUUUAAGUCUGUAUCAAUAUUCUUCUAGCAAAUCCGGGUUGAGCCAAAUGAAUUCCACAUUCAGUGAUGACUGCUGGAGCUACAGUGGUGCCUCGGGUUACGAAAGUAAUUCGUUCCGCGGCCGCUUUCGUAACCCGAAAAG
Molecule: messenger RNA, 3544 nt
Organism: Sceloporus undulatus (fence lizard)
Lineage: Eukaryota; Metazoa; Chordata; Lepidosauria; Squamata; Phrynosomatidae
Gene: SYT17
Product: synaptotagmin 17
Exons: 8
Coding region: 418-1860 (480 amino acids)
Biological process (GO): regulation of dopamine secretion; calcium-ion regulated exocytosis; regulation of calcium ion-dependent exocytosis
Cellular component (GO): membrane
Molecular function (GO): phosphatidylserine binding; calcium-dependent phospholipid binding; clathrin binding
Source: RefSeq, a predicted model, not a curated record